Molecule: messenger RNA, 4372 nt
Organism: Morus notabilis
Lineage: Eukaryota; Viridiplantae; Streptophyta; Magnoliopsida; Rosales; Moraceae
Product: condensin complex subunit 1
Exons: 16
Coding region: 31-3954 (1307 amino acids)
Biological process (GO): meiotic chromosome condensation; mitotic cell cycle; mitotic chromosome condensation
Cellular component (GO): nucleus; condensed chromosome, centromeric region
Molecular function (GO): histone binding
Source: RefSeq, a predicted model, not a curated record
GAAGAAAGCAGAGAAGAGAACCUCGCUCUCAUGGCUCCUCGCUUCGUCUUCCCCAGAACGCUUCGAGAUUUGGCAGAAGACCACCAAGACAAUCGUCUUUGUGCUCAGAAUCCCAUCGACAUCGCUUCUCUUCGCCCUUCCGAACUCGAAGAGUUCGUCAAAGGUGUGUCAUUUGACCUGUCCGAUAAGGAGCUCUUUUGUGUGGAAGAGCAAGAUGUGUUUGAUCGCCUAUACUCAUUGGUCCAUGGUUUCUCCAGUCUUACCCCAUCUUGUAAAUUCAACCUUGUUGAGAGUCUCCGAUUGAAUCUCAGUGUUCUUCUUCCGAAUGUUGAUUCGGUUUCUCGCCUUUCACAAGGUGAGGAUGGCGACUCUCAAGUUCUUGUUCGAGUUGGGUCACACCGAAAUGCUUUUAAAAUCUACACAUUCUUUCUCUUCAGCGUCAUUCUUGCUGAGGAGUCGAACACUAGCUCUAAUAACAACUCAAAGGUGGUUGCGAGUUCGAGAAAGAAAAGUCCGAUAAACUCGUGGAACUGGGAACUACAGAGGGGCCGCAUACUAAAUUUAAUUGCCAAUUCAUUAGAGAUUAACCUCGUGUUGCUCUUUGGUUCAUCAGACCUGGAUGAAAAUUAUGUUUCUUUCAUUACGAGGAAUGCAUAUUCUUUGUUUGAAAAGGCCACACUUUUGAAAGACUCUGAAACAAAAUGCGCUCUCUGUCGUAUAAUUGGGGCUUGUGCUACUAAAUACCAUUACUUGGCACAAUCAUGUGCUUCGAUCAUGCACCUAGUUCAUAAGUAUGAUUUUGUUGUUACUCAUAUUGCUGAUGCGGUUUCUGAUGCUGAGAAGAAGUACGCUGAUGGGAGCCUGGCUAUUUCUCUCAUUAGAGAGAUAGGAAGGGCUAACCCAAAAGACUAUGUGAAGGACACAGCUGGGGCUGAAAAUGUUGGCCAUCUUAUGGUGGAACUUGCUGAUCGGUUACCGAAGUUGCUAUCUACCAACAUUGGACUCCUUGUCCUGCAUUUUGGUGGAGAAUCUUACAAGAUAAGGAAUGCUCUUGUUGCGGUCUUGGGGAAGUUGGUUGCCAAGGCAUUUAAGGAUGUUGAGGGUUUGAGUACUAAAUCUGUUCAUCUCCGAACUAAGCAAGCAAUGUUGGAAAUACUAGUUGAGCGCUGUCGAGAUGUUUCGGCUUAUACUAGGAGUCGUGUUCUUCAAGUUUGGGCUGAACUUUGUGAAGAGCAUUCUGUUUCAAUUGGCUUGUGGAAUGAGGUUGCUAAAGUUGCCGCUGGAAGGUUGGAGGAUAAGGGUGCACUAGUCAGAAAAUCUGCACUAAAUUUGCUUAUAAUGAUGUUGCAGCAUAACCCAUUUGGUCCACAACUUCGAAUAGCUUCCUUUGAAGCAACUUUAGAGCAGUACAAGAAGAAGCUGAAAGAGCUCGAACCAGAUAUUACUUCGGAAAGUGUUCCAGAUGCGAUGCCAUUUGAAAGUGAUACCAGCAACGGAGAUGGCGAGAUUGAUGAUGCAAAUUCUGGAGUGACCCCGAAGCAACAGGAGAGUUUGACUGAUAGUUGUCUGUCCAAUAUGGAAGAAAAUGUUAUUCAGAAGGAUAGUGCUUUGCCAGAUGUUGGGAACUUGGAGCAGACAAGAGUCCUAGUUGCAUCUCUGGAGGCUGGCUUGAGGUUUUCCAAGUGUAUAGCUGCCGCCAUGCCCACCCUUGUCCAAUUGAUGGCAUCUUCUUCUGCGACUGAUGUAGAGCAUACGAUUCUAUUGUUGAUGAGGUGCAGACAGUUUCAAAUUGAUGGCUCGGAAUCGUGUCUUCGUAAAAUGUUGCCGCUGGUAUUUUCUCAGGACAAAUCCAUAUAUGAAGCUGUUGAGAACGCAUUUAUUACGAUUUAUAUAAGGAAAAAUGCAGUAGAAACUGCUAAGAAUCUUCUGAACCUUGCCAUAGAAUCUAAUAUAGGAGAUCUUGCAGCUCUGGAGUUUAUAGUUGGUGUGUUGGUAUCCCAAGGUGAUAUAACCACUGCUGCGAUAUCCGUGUUAUGGGAUUUCUUUUGCUUUAAUGUUAGUGGAACCACUGCAGAGCAAAGUCGUGGUGCGUUGUCUGUACUUUGCAUGGCUGCAAAGUCUCAUCCUGAGAUUCUUGGGUUGCACUUGCAAGACAUUAUCGAUAUUGGGUUUGGUCGUUGGGCUAAAACAGAUCCUUUGCUUGCUAGAACAGCUUGCAUUGCUCUUCAGAGAUUGUCUCACGAGGACAAAAAGAAGUUGUUGUCUAGUAUCGGUAGCAGAGUAUUUACCACUCUGCAAAAUUUAGUUACUGGGUGUUGGCUACCUGAAAACAUAUGGUAUGCUGCUGCUGAUAGAGCAAUAGCUGCUAUAUAUACGAUUCACCCCACUCCAGAAACUCUAGUUGCAGAUCUGGUGAAAAAAUCUCUCAGUUCUGUGUUUGAUUAUAGUGGAGGGGAGGAUUUGCAGAAUGAGAUUGAUGGUGGCAAUGCUUCUGUACUUACCACGGUUGAAGUAGCAAAGCUUAGUAGAUAUCUGUUUGUCGUAAGUCAUGUUGCAAUGCACCAACUAGUAUACAUUGAAUCCUGCCAUAGAAAGAUCCAGAAACAGAAAGUGGGCAAAGAGAAGGAAGUUGAAGAUCAGACAGAGCAAGUUAAUGGCACAAAGCCUGGUGAAACUCCAAAGGAAAAUGGUAUCAGUGCUGAGCUUGGCCUUGCUGUCUCUGAAGAUGCAAUACUAGAUAUGCUCUCUGAGCGAGCCGAAAAAGAAAUUGUUUCUGCGAGUUUAGAGGAGAAAAAUCUAAUUGGGCAUUGUGCACCUUUUCUCUCAAAGCUUUGUAGAAAUUUCAGUUUGAUGCAAAAGCAUCCAGUACUACAGGCGUCUGGAAUGCUUGCUUUAUGUCGAUUUAUGAUAAUUGAUGCAAAUUUUUGUAAAGCAAAUCUCCAGCUUCUCUUCACAGUUGUGGAGAGUGCCCCAUCAGAAAUUGUUCGUUCUAAUUGCACCAUUGCUCUUGGAGAUUUGGCUGUUCGAUUUCCUAACUUGUUGGAACCAUGGACAGAGAACAUGUAUUCCAGGUUACAAGACCCGUCAGUAUCUGUUCGGAAGAAUGCUGUUUUGGUGCUUUCACAUCUCAUACUAAAUGACAUGAUGAAGGUGAAAGGUUACAUAUAUGAAAUGGCCGUAAGGUUAGAAGAUGACGAGGAGAGGAUUUCAAAUCUGGCUAGACUCUUUUUCCAUGAGCUAUCUAAGAAAGGAAGCAAUCCAGUAUAUAAUUUGCUUCCAGAUAUACUUGGCAAGUUAUCCAACCAAAAUCUACAGAGAGAAUCUUUCUGCAACAUCAUGCAGUUCUUAAUAGGUUCCAUCAAGAAGGACAAGCAAAUGGAAGCUCUUGUUGAGAAGCUUUGUAACAGGUUUAGUGGAGAUACAGAUAUUAGACAGUGGGAACAUAUUUCUUACUGCCUCUCUCAGCUUGCAUUCACUGAAAAGGGAAUCAAAAAGCUCAUGGAGUUAUUCAAAACAUAUGAACGCGUCUUGUCAGAGGAUUCUGUGAUGGAGCAUUUUAAAGCCAUAAUAAACAAGAGCAAGAAGUUUGCGAAGCCGGAACUCAAAGUAUGCAUUGAGGAGUUUGAGGACAAGCUUAACAAGUUCCAUAUGGAAAAGAAGGAGCAAGAAGUGACAGCACGGAAUGCCCAGAUUCAUCAACAAAAGAUUGGUGGCACGGAAGAUUUUGCUGUGACUCAGAAUUCUAAAGAAGAUAAAGCAGAAUCUGAUGCUACUGAAGAAGGUGAAGUCAUCGAUCCUUCAUGUGAAGGAGCGAGUCCGUCUGAGAAUGACGUACCAAAUUCUGGACACGUUGACUCUGAUGAAUGCUCUGGUGCUUCUAGCGAGUUAACGGAGGAGGCAGAACAAGAAGAUGUUGAAGAUCAAUCACCAGAAGUUAGUUCAAGAGAUAGUUAAGCACCAUAUCAUUCUGUUCUUGAAGGCAAAUAUUCUAUGUCCAUUAAAGGGAAUGCCUUUACGGGGACCUCCAAAUCGAGAGCUAAGAAAAGCAACUUAAAAGCUCAAAAGAGCAACCUUUUGGCAUCCACCUGAAGAAAUACGGGGGCAAAUCGAAGGUAGUUUAGUACAAAUUCUUCAGAAGAUGUUCUUUUAAUUCUUUCCAAGUGGAAGCAGGUAUUUUGUGUUACGACUAUGUGUGUAAUGUAAUGUGCUUCCUUGUAAGGGCCUAACCAAAUUGUGAAUUCAUGUAUAAGCAUACGACGUGUGACAAAAAAAAAAGGUUGUUUCGCUUUUAUAGAACACUAACUUUACAAGUCCACUAUGAAUAUAUUUGACAUGUAUAUAUUUCGUCUGGGCUAAAAGUCCCCUAAAGCGC